CAGUAGUUUUUAAUAUAUCAUAGGGAACGGUUCGUGUUCAUUUUGGCAGUAUAAAACAUUUUUUUUAACCUGUUUUUACAAACGAUGGACUUUGCGACAGUUGAUUCGGUGUAUGAAAAUCUUUUUUCAGCUCAAAAUUUUUUUGCGAUGCACGAGCAGCAGCAGCAAAUAGAUAAACAAAAUUCGAUGAUGGCUAACAGCUCGCUGAUCGAUCUCGAUAUGUUUCGUUAUGAGGAUGGUGGGGGUGAUGCGUGUGGUUCACUCCUAUUAGGGGAGGACUUUUGCGGCACUUUCAAGGACGACACUAUUGGUGGUGUCAACAGCGGUAGCAGCAGCAGCAGCAAUAACGCCACCAAUGGCGAGGAUGAUAAAAAUAUGAAUGGCGGCAACAGCAUUACCACCAUUAAGAAUACCACCGAAGGUGGGUUAAUGGAUUCAACAUCGGCAACAAGCACAACAAAAGUAACUGCAACAGCAGUGGCUGCAAAAACUACUAAUAUGACAUCCUUGCUGGAGUUGCAGGCCCAACAGCAACAGUCGUUGCAGCAGCGGGACAAAGUUAAUGAUGAAGCAGAGAAACCGUUGGAUGCAUUUGAUAUGCAAUCCUCAAUGACGGACAAUCGGGGAGCACCGCUUGGCUGUCUCUGGUCCUCGCAAUUACGCCUGCCACGACCAGCACCAACUAUUCAGAUCGGCGAAGAGAAAUUUGUGCUUCGUACCGAUACUAUAUUCGUAUUAGGCAUGCGCCUAAAUGUAACUAAGAAUGAUAUCAUCGUGUUCUUUGGCAAGAUGGGCCACAUCAAGAUGGACGAGCUGACUUUAAAGCCAAAGAUCUUUGUCUACAAGAACAAGCUAACUGGUCGCUCGAAGGGUGAAGCCACCAUUACAUACACUAGCCCUUAUGCGGCCCAGGCGGCCAUACAUUAUUUAGAUGGCGCCAAGUUCCUGGGCCAAGUCCUGAGUGUUGUUCCGGCUUACCUUUCCACACGACCGGGUAAGAGCGUACGAUUCAGUUACGCCCAGGAUCCGAUUAUCGACCAGCAGCGACGUCAGCGUCAGAAGAAAUGGAAGCCCGCCAUUGACAAUUGGGUCUGUGAGUUGUGCAGGAACAGCAACUUUGUGUGGCGACUCAGCUGCAAUCGCUGUCAGGUUAGCAAGAGCGAGGCCGUAGCCAAUCCUGUCGCUGGGUCAGGCCAAGGCACUUGGCGUCCACGUAAGCGCGAUUGGACUUGCGGCUUUUGCUUCAACGUUAACUUUUGGUAUCGUCAGAAAUGCAAUCGCUGCCGUGCACCCAAAGCAGAGCUGCAAUCGGGCUCAGAAUCAGAUAGGGAUAAGUGGGAGCUGGUCGUCAGCCAGACUUCCGUGGUUUAACUUGACCAAUUAACAAAACUUUAUAGGCACACACCCCUUUAAAUUGAAAGUGAAUAUUGCCAACUUUUUUAAUCUCUUUUGAAAAAUUCUUUCAUACAUUUCAAUAAAUGAAAAGUGGCGUCUUUAAAUGUUUA
This is a messenger RNA of Drosophila albomicans, 1505 nucleotides long. RefSeq lists its product as uncharacterized. Lineage: Eukaryota; Metazoa; Arthropoda; Insecta; Diptera; Drosophilidae. The transcript has a single exon. The coding region runs from base 85 to 1371 and encodes 428 amino acids. Gene Ontology annotation, cellular component: nucleus. Gene Ontology annotation, molecular function: transcription coregulator activity; RNA binding. Gene Ontology annotation, biological process: regulation of DNA-templated transcription. The record is from RefSeq and is a predicted model, not a curated record.